CAAAAUUCACAGGCAAGCUUGCGUUACUUUAGUGCGGCUGUGUACAAUAGACACGUGUUUGUCAAAACAUAACCGUAUUGUUGCAAGAAUAUAACCUCAAAAUCUCAUCUAACGUGACGUCUAGUGUACGGUUAGUUUUUGUGUUUUUAAAGUUUAAUAAAGCUGUUAUUACUCAGAAUAAUGGGUAAGCGAGGUAAAGGAUUCAGAAGAAACCAUCACUUCAAUCAUUCCAACAGAAACUCAAACAAACAAGAUCAAAAGCCGCAAGAAAAUGCCGAUACGAGAAAGCCAUAUAUGGAUAUUGUCAGGGAAAAUGAGAAGUUUGUUGAGUACUACAGGACGAUAGGUAUAUGUAAGGAGGAAGAAUAUGACCAAUUUAUAACUUCUAUGAAGACCGAUUUACCGGCAACUUUUCGAAUAACAGGCUCAAAAGGAGUUGCCAGUAAAAUGCUUGAAAUCGUUGAAGAGCAGUUGAUUAAGGAAUGUACAACACAACAAAAUGAAAAUGAAAAACCCCCGAAUAUAUUUCCACUUCCAUGGUAUCCUAAUAAAUUAGCUUGGCAACUGGAGUUGACAAGAAAGGAUAUUAGACGUUGUGAGGCUUAUUACAAGUUGCACAAUUUUUUGAUAUCCGAGACGGAACAUGGUACAAUUUCAAGGCAAGAAACUGUUAGUAUGAUACCGCCGUUAGUUUUGGAUGUGCAACCACACCACAAGAUCUUGGAUAUGUGUGCUGCUCCUGGUUCAAAGACAGCUCAGCUACUUGAACUUUUACAUGCCAAUGAUGAUCCUAUACCAUCAGGAUAUGUAAUUGCAAAUGAUGUUGACAACAAACGUUGUUACAUGUUGGUGCAUCAAGCUAAACGUUUAAACUCGCCUUGUGUGGCUAUCAUCAACAAUGACAGCUCAAUUCUGCCCAAUUUAACAGCAUCUCUACCCGAUGGAUCUACCGAGCAUGUUCAGUUUGAUAGAAUUCUAUGUGAUGUGCCUUGUUCUGGUGAUGGAACGUUGAGGAAAAACCCUGAUAUUUGGUUAAAAUGGACGCCAGCAAAUGCGUUAAACCUGCAUGGUAUACAGUCGAGAAUUUUAAGGAGGGGUGUGGAGUUAUUAGCCGUUGGUGGCAGAAUUGUGUAUUCAACGUGUUCAUUGAACCCUGUUGAAAAUGAAGCUGUGAUACAUCGUCUUUUAUGUGAAACCGAUGGGGCUCUGGAGCUUGUGGAUGUCAGUGCUUCUUUGCCAGGUCUGGUCUACUCAAAAGGAAUGGAAGAAUGGCCUGUGUCCAGCAGAAACCUGGAGUUUUACAAAACGUUCGACGAGGUAGACGAAAAGUGGAGGACAACAAUCCGCCCGCAAAUGUUCCCUCCGAAAGCAGAAGAUAGAAGCAAAUACAACCUCAACAAAUGUAUCAGAGUCCUCCCUCAUCAACAAAACACGGGCGCCUUUUUCGUGGCGGUGUUGAAAAAAGUGAAACCCCUGACUGCGAAAGAGAAAACGUUCAAGGAAGAGGAAAAAAAUCCUGAAGAGGAGGCUAAAAAACGCGAGAACGAAGAUCGCUUGCCGCAAAACCAAAGGAAACGUAGGAGGAAGGAGGGGUACAAAGAAGAUCCUUUUGUGUUUUUCGGGGAAAAGGAGGAGGUGUGGGAUGAAAUCAAAAAAUUCUACCAAGUAUCCGACGAGUUCAAUUCGCGGUGUCUCUUGACUAGAUGCGCUUCCGGCAAAAAGAAGAAUAUUUAUCUCGCUUCAGACGCCAUAAGGGACUUAGUUGUACAAAACCAAGGCGCUAUUAAGUUUAUCAACACUGGCGUUAAAGCUUUUGUCAGGUGUGACAAUAAGAACAUGAAAUGUGCAUUUAGAAUUGCUAAUGACGGUUUGGAGAGCAUUUACCCAUAUGUGGGUAGUGAUAGAAAAAUUAAAAUACAAAGAGAUGAUCUUAUAUCUUUACUAGUUAAUGAUAAACCUGAAAAAUCGCCUCCAAUCACCAGCUUAUCGCCUGAAAUUCAAGAACUACUAAAGGAUUUAAGUCCUGGUAGUUGUGUGUUGUUGUACAAAGAAGGUUUAAAGGACGGAACAAACACUUUAAAUAUUAACAUCAGUGGAUGGAGGGGAACAACAUCUUUGAGAUGUUACAUGUCUCAACAUAGCACAGUGCAUUUACUUAGGUUACUUGGUGGGGAUAUUUCUAAAUAUGAUACUAAUAAAUACAAGAAGGCAGUAGAACCUGCUGAUGAAACUGAAGAACCUAAAGAAGAAACAGCACCAAUGGAAACUGAGCAGGUAAAAAAUGAUGCACAAUGAUUUAAUUGUUGUAUAUUAUUUAUUUGGACGUUUCAAUAUUCUGAUUAAGAUUUUUAAGUAUUGUAUAACAGUUUAUUAUUGACUUAGGAAAAAGUUGUUUUACAAUAAAAUAAAUUUUUAAUAACUCUAGAAGGUUUUAAUAUCUCACUAUAAUCAGCUAGUUAACUAUUGUUACUAUUGAUUAUGUCAGCGGUAAAAUAUUAAAAGGAUGAAGUGUAAUAAAAAAUAGUUUAUCACAAAUAUUGCGCCGAAAAAAUCACAACGGAAAAUGCAUGUAAAGCACAGCCAAGUACUGAAGUGAUUAUGUUAAAAUUGUGCUAAAAUUUUUUAAAAAAUUCAACCCUGAAUAACCACCUGUUUCUGAACCGUUUGUUUUACCCUGGUGUUUUUCGAGCACGGUUUUACCCCCAUAAAGUGCUUCCUCCAACAACCUUCCUCGUCCUCCAAAUUUUCGUGACACAGGGGACACCUGUUGCUUCCCUCGGAAAGUUCUGAAAAGAUUAUUUUGCUGUCUAGUUUACUAAUUUUCAGUUUCGGUUUUCAAAUUUCUUGUACAUUUGGUGUCCCUCAACUUUGAUAUUUUAUAAACAAUUGAGUUUAACGCCAUUUGGAACUUUACUAAGCGAAAUCAAUUGGUUUAAGUGUUUUUAGCAACUACACUCACAGGCAAAAUAAUCGAUCCACACAAAUUUUCGAUGAAUUUCAAUCGCAAAUAACUUUUUUAUUUGAUUUCGGAUUUAAACAAAUAUUAAAGAAUAUUGUAGAUACAUUAAUGGAGAAUCG
Molecule: messenger RNA, 3078 nt
Organism: Brassicogethes aeneus
Lineage: Eukaryota; Metazoa; Arthropoda; Insecta; Coleoptera; Nitidulidae
Source: the annotation of a GenBank genome assembly